Peromyscus leucopus (white-footed mouse) is the source of this 3468-nucleotide messenger RNA. It is a transcript of the gene Oas2, whose product is annotated as 2'-5'-oligoadenylate synthetase 2. Gene Ontology annotation, cellular component: cytosol; nucleoplasm; membrane. The transcript has 11 exons. Gene Ontology annotation, biological process: negative regulation of viral genome replication; regulation of ribonuclease activity; defense response to virus. The record is from RefSeq and is a predicted model, not a curated record. The coding region runs from base 702 to 2870 and encodes 722 amino acids. Gene Ontology annotation, molecular function: 2'-5'-oligoadenylate synthetase activity; double-stranded RNA binding. Lineage: Eukaryota; Metazoa; Chordata; Mammalia; Rodentia; Cricetidae.
GUGUGUGUGUGUGUGUGUGUGUGUGUGUGUGUGUGUGUGUGUGUGUAAGCUACUCUGACCCUUCAGGGCCCUGUGUUCACCCAAAGCCUACAUCUUACCAGGGCACCUGCCUUGCUGUGUGUCUUUGAGCAAGUCAGUUCCCCUCUCUGGGCUCUUUCUCUACUGCUCAGCCUGGCACUGGAAACAGGAGGAAAGGGCCAUUCUCAAUGCACGGCCUCCUCCACCCUCUAUAAAAACCCAAUUAGCUUAGCGUUUAGUGAGCACUCAACCAAAGGUUUUGUUAUUUUUGAGACAGGCUCCUCUGAUCUACAGAUGGAGGAGAUAGAGACACCAAGAAGUCAGUCCUGCACUGGAGGGGACACACACACACACACACACACACACACACACACACACACACACACACGGAGGUGUUCCCCCACCCCCACCCCCAGGCUCUGGAGGCUUUAGGUUUAACUCGGGGUGUCCCGGGAGUGGCUGGCCAGCAGGAAGCUCCCCUGCCAGCUGCUGGGCAGUGACUCUCUCUUGCACUUGGGUUUCGAUUUCCGAUUUGCUAGGCGAGGCUGUGAUGGGGGGCAGGGCAGCAGCUUUGGACUCGACUUCCUCUAUCCAGGACCAGCUCCCCCGGCAGGGCAGAAUCCCCAGAACUUGAGCUACACAGCCUUUGCCAUUUACAGCCUUCCCAAGGCCAGCCAGCAACUAUGGGAAACUGGCUGGCUGGGGGGUCAUCUGCAGGGCCAUCUGGGGGGUCAUCUGCAGGGCCAUCUGGGGGGUCAUCCUCUGCAGAGCCGUCUGACUUAACCUCGGUGCCAGCGGACAAGCUGGAAGAGUUUAUCCAAGCAAACCUCAAACCCAACGAAGAAUGCCUGAAGCUGAUAGACCAGGACGUGGAUGCCAUCUCCGACUUCCUGCUGAGCAGAGAGAGCCCUGUGGUGAGGGUAGCUAAGGGUGGCUCCUAUGGCCGGGAAACAGUCCUAAGAGGCUGCUCUGAUGGUACCCUUGUGCUCUUCGUGGAUCAGUUUCAUACGUUUCAGGAACAGAAGGAAAACCAAAGUGAACUCCUCAACUUGAUUGAACAACGGCUAAAAACCCACGAGAAAUACAAGCCAGCAAACUCUAGGGGCAUCCUUGUCAUUCGACUGUCCACACAAGGGCAGAGGAUACUCUUGCAGUUGCUUCCAGCCUUUGAUCCCCUGUGCUUCGGUCAGAAUCCCAGCUCCCAGGUCUAUCGGGAUCUCAAAAGAUCCAUGGAUCGAGUACGAGCAGUGCCCGGUGAGUUCGCAGUCUGCUUUACCACGCUACAGCAGCAGUUCUUCAAGAAAUAUCCCAGGAGAGUGAAGGAUCUGAUCCUGUUGGUCAAGCACUGGUAUCACCAGUGCGAGGAGAAGUGGAUGACUUCCCUGUCUCUGCGGUUGUUGUAUGCACUGGAGCUGCUCACUGUGUAUGCCUGGGAACAGAGCCGCCAAGGGGAAAACUUCGACGUAGCAGAAGGUGCAAGGACCGUGCUGGGACUCAUCGGGCAGUCGUCACAGCUGUGCGUCUACUGGAUAGACAACUACAAUUUUGAGGAUGAGACGGUCCGCAACACCCUUCUAUGCCAGCUCAGGUCCCAAAGACCGGUCAUCUUGGAUCCAACUGAUCCAACCAAUAACGUGGGCAAAGACGAUGGGUCCUGGCAGAUGCUGACAGAGGCGGCUCAGGCCUGGCUGUACUCUCCCAGCCUGAAUAAUGUGUCACCUGCACCGCAUUGGAAUGUUCUGCCCACAUCACUCUUCAUCACCCCAAGCCACUUACUGAACAAGUUCAUCAAAUACUUCCUCCAGCCCGAUAAAGAUUUCUUGGACCAGAUCAAAAGAGCUGUUGACACCAUCUGUAAAUUCCUUAAAGAAAAUUGCUUCCAGGGCCAAAGCACCAAAGUUCUGAAGACCGUCAAGGGAGGAUCCACUGCCAAAGGCACAGCUCUGAAGUCUGGAUCGGAUGCCGACAUCGUUGUGUUCCUCAGCUCACUGAAGAGCUAUGACUCCCAACAAAACGAGCGCUCGAUGUUAGUCCGGGAGAUCCACAGGCAAUUAGAAGAUUUCCAGAAGACGCAGGAGCUGGAAGUGAAGUUUGAGAUUUCAAAGUGGGAGUUCCCCAGGGUGCUAAGCUUUACCUUGAAAUCCAAGAGUCUCAACGAAAGUGUCGACUUUGAUGUCCUGCCUGCCUAUGAUGCACUAGGUCAACUGCGUUCUGGCUUCCCCCCCAGGCCCGAAGCCUACAAGGAGCUCAUUGAGCUGUAUAGAUCAUCGAACUUCAGAGGAGGAGAGUUUUCGCCCUGUUUUACAGAGCUACAGCGCAACUUCAUUGAACCCCGGCCCACCAAACUGAAGAGUCUGAUUCGCCUGAUCAAGCACUGGUACAAACAGUGCGAAAGGAAAAAGAGGUCAAAAGCAUCCCUGCCCCCAAAGUAUGCCCUGGAGCUUCUCACCGUGUACGCCUGGGAGCAAGGCAGUGGCAUGGUCAAGUUCGACAUUGCCGAAGGCUUCCGGACCGUCCUGGACCUGGUCAUCAAUUACCAGCAGCUCUGCAUCUUCUGGACAGUCAACUACAACUUUGAAAACGAGCCGAUGAGGUCAUUCCUGCUGACCCAGAUCUGGAAGAAGAGGCCUGUGAUUCUGGAUCCAGCUGAUCCCACGGGUGACGUGGGAGGAGGUGACCGCUGGUGUUGGCAUCUUCUAGCCGAAGAAGCCAAGGGGUGGCUGUCCUCACUGUGUUUCGAACUGCCAAAGAGUGACUCGGACCUGGAGCAAAGAAUACAGCCGUGGAAAGUGCCAGUAGUGCAGACCCCAGGAAGCUGCGGAGCUCAGAUGUACCACCCCGCUCUGGGUUGAGUGCAGUCAAUUUGGAAUCCAGCUCUGGGAUGAAAAUGCCAAAUGAAGAAGCCUCCAGAGUUGUCUGGCAAUUGAUUUAAGGACUCAGUCCAUGUUACAAAAGGGAGCUGAGUCCAGUCCUCCCUGCCUGACCCCUAUUUCUCUUUCUCUUUCUCUCUCCUUCACUCUCAGACAACUCUGCUUGAAAUCAAGACUUUGGAUCUGAUCCCCCACCCACCCCUGGGGUUAGCAUUCAGGCAUUACACUGGACUGCCCUUGGGACCUGGUAGAAUACGCCAUCAACUACAACCUCUCCCCGCACGCAUGCACUUUCUAGCAAUUCAGGCAUCAUGCUGGCCUGCUCAGGGUCCUCAGCUCCAGCCAUUCAGAGCACCGCCUGUGUGCAUGUGUUAGCAUUCAGGCAGGUAAACUGGCCAGUUCAGGGUCCUACAGCCGUAGUCCCUGUGUGCUACACACCCUCCACCCUCCACCCCACCCCCACCCCCGUUUUAAAAGCAAGCUCCACCCAGCACACUUCUUACCUUUAACUCUGCUUCUCCCAGAGGCGGGUCUCUGUGCCCCCUUCUCUCCCUUCCCCUACAAUAAACCCUCAAGGUGA